GCCAUGUGGGUUUAGCAGACUAAGAAGCAAAACCACACUUCCGAAAAUGUUAGGAGCUGCUCUUCACUUACUGUGGGGCCUCUGGGUUAGGAGCUGUAAAAUUUGAUUUUUCAAAUCAAAGCAUAUCCACUGAAUGGAAUUGUAGUAUUUUGCUGUCGUUUUGAUGUUUUCCUCUGGGCUUCUUCAGUUCUACCAGACACUUCCUGCGAGAAUGGGGGCAGGAGCGCUCGCCGUCUGUCAAAGUAAAGCGGCGAUGCGGCUGAAAGAAGACAUGAAAAAGAUAGUGGCAGUGCCACUCAGUGAGCAGAGGAAUUCGACCUAUAAGAAGCUGUUUGGCGUGAGUCUCCAAGACCUUCAGCAGCAGGGGCUGACUGAGAACGGCAUUCCAGCCAUAGUGGGGACGAUAGUGGAAUACUUGACGAAGCAUGGACUCACCCAGGAAGGCCUUUUUAGGGUGAACGGCAACGUGAAGGUGGUGGAACAACUGCGCUUGAAGUUCGAGAGUGGAGUGCCCGUGGAGCUCGGGAGGGAUGGCGAUGUCUGUGCGGCAGCCAGCCUGCUAAAGCUCUUCCUGAGGGAGCUGCCGGAGAGCGUGAUCCCCUCAGCUCUGCGUCCUCGACUCAUCCAGCUCUUUCAGGAUGACAGAAACGAUGCUCAGGAGAGUGGCUUAAGAGACUUAAUAAGAGAACUGCCAGACGCCCACUACUGCCUCCUCAAGUACCUGUGCCAGUUCUUGACAAAAGUAGCCAAGCACCAUGUGCAGAAUCGCAUGAAUGUUCACAAUCUCGCCACUGUAUUCGGGCCAAAUUGCUUUCAUGUGCCACCUGGGCUUGAAGGCAUGAAAGAACAAGACCUCUGCAACAAGAUAAUGGCUAAAAUACUGGAGAAUUACAAUACCCUCUUUGAAGUGGAAUAUACAGAAAAUGAUAACCAGAGGUGUGAAAGCUGGGCCAGGCUUAUCAUAGUAAAAGAGGCCAGUUGUAAGAACUCCUUGCCCAUCCUUCUAACAAAAGACAUAGAGAGAGAUAUGCAAAAAACGUCUCCAAAAACCAGGAUCCCAGAGUCCGGGAGUGAGGGAUCUAUUAAGGCCCACGGGGUACCUCAGCCAGAGCUAUCUGAUGGCGUUCCUCAGGUCAGCCUACGGCUAAGUCGUAGAAAACUCUGCUGGGGUGACAUGAAUUCAGCAGAGGACGCUAAUGGUGCCAAGUCAGUAUCCAGUUUGCAGGAAGAUGAAAGACCUAUGUCACCUUUCUAUUUGAGUACCCGUGUAUCCCAAGUGAACAAUGUUUCGACAACUGGAGAACUCUUAGAAAGAACCAUCCGGUCAGCUGUAGAACAGCAUCUUUUUGAUGUUAAUAGCUCUGGAGGCCAAAGUUCAGAGGACUUGGAAUCUGGAACAUCAUCAGCAUCUUCCACCACAUCCACCAGACAGCGGCGACGCCCAUCCAAGGAGCAGGAUGAAGUUCUAUGUGGCAGAGACCUGGGACUUAUCAACAAAGAAAAUAUUCCUUCUGGGUUCAGCAACCUUGACGAUUGUAUUUUGAAUGCUCAGGAAGUGGAAAAAUUACAUGAAAAUACUUCCAGUUAUAUUGGAGAAGGGGGCAAACCCAAACGUCAGAAAUCCAGUCCCAAACUUUCUGAGCUCAAUGAAAAUCAAGAUGGUCUUGUGAAUAUGGAAAGUCUCAAUUCCACACAAUCUCAUGAGAGGGCUGGACCUGAUGAUGAUGAACUGAUGUCCGAUGAAAGCAAAGAAAAUGAAAAAGGUGGCGGACACACCCAGCAUUUUGAGAGCCCCACAAUGAAGAUUCAGGAGCAUCCCAGCCUACCUGACACCAAGCUGCAGAGGACCCAAGAUGCCAAUGACCAGCAGGAAAGCUUUGUCUCCGAAGUGCCCCCGCUGGACCUGACUGCAUUGUGUGAUGAGAAGAGCUGGGAAGAGCCCAUCCCUACUUUCUCCUCGUGGCAGCAGGAGAACGUGGACUCGGACGAAGCACACCUCUCCCCACAGGCUGGGCGCCUGAUUCGUCAGCUUCUGGACGGAGACAGCGACCCAAUGCUCUCUCCUCGGUUCUACGCUUACGGGCAGAGUAGGCAAUACCUGGAUGACACGGAAGUGCCACCUUCUCCCCCAGAUUCCCAUUCUUUCAUGAGGCGGCGGAGCUCCUCCCUGGGGUCCUACGAUGAUGAGCAAGAGGACCUGACACCCGCCCAGCUCACACGAAGGAUUCAGAGCCUUAAAAAAAAGAUCCGAAAGUUUGAAGACCGAUUCGAAGAAGAGAGGAAGUACAGACCUUCCCACAGUGACAAAGCAGCCAAUCCAGAGGUUCUGAAAUGGACAAAUGACCUUGCCAAAUUCCGAAAACAACUUAAAGACUCGAAACUAAAAAUAUCUGAAGAGGACCUAACCCCCAGGAUGCGGCAGCGAAGCAACACCCUACCCAAGAGUUUCGGUUCCCAACUUGAGAAAGAAGAUGAGAAGAAGCAAGAGUUGGUAGAUAAAGCAAUAAAGCCCAGCGUUGAGGCCACGCUGGAAUCGAUCCAGAGGAAGCUCCAGGAGAAGCGGGCGGAGAGCAGCCGUCCUGAGGACAUUAAGGAUAUGACCAAAGACCAGAUUGCGAAUGAAAAAGUGGCUCUGCAGAAAGCUCUGUUAUAUUAUGAAAGCAUUCAUGGACGGCCGGUAACCAAGAAUGAACGGCAGGUGAUGAAGCCACUCUAUGACAGGUACCGGCUGGUCAAACAGAUCCUGUCCCGGGCCAACACCAUACCCAUCGUUGGUUCCCCCUCCAGCAAGCGGAGAAGCCCUUUGCUGCAGCCAAUUAUCGAGGGCGAAACUGCUUCCUUCUUCAAGGAGAUCAAGGAAGAAGAAGAGUGCUCAGAGGAUGACACCAAUACAAAGCCAGACUUCACAGUCACUCUGAAGACUGAUUUCAGUGCACGUUGCUUUCUGGACCAAUUUGAAGAUGAUGCUGACGGGUUUAUUUCCCCAAUGGAUGAUAAAAUGCCAUCAAAGUGCAGCCAGGACACCGGGCUUUCAAAUCUCCAUGCUGCUUCAAUACCUGAACUCUUGGAACACCUCCAGGAAAUGAGAGAAGAAAAGAAAAGGAUUCGAAAGAAACUUCGUGAUUUUGAAGACAAUUUUUUCAGGCAAAAUGGAAGAAAUGUCCAGAAGGAAGACCGCACUCCUAUGGCUGAAGACUACAACGAAUAUAAGCACAUAAAGGCAAAACUAAGGCUCUUGGAGGUGCUGAUCAGCAAGAGAGACACUGAUUCCAAGUCCAUGUAAGGGCAGCCCCAGCCCUAGCCGAGGGGGCUGGGGACGCGGAGUCAAUUUGCCACCUGCCCCCCCGGGUAAAUAGCAGCUCUGCGGAAACUGGAAGGCAGCCGUGGAGCUGGACCUGCAAAGCAUGUAGCCCUUCUGCCUCCAGGCCGUUGGGAUUGGCUCCAGUUUCCAUCGCCUACCUUAGAAACCGUCCAGGUGGAAGAAGGCAACUCACCCUGACUUAAGAAUUUUGUAAGGGAAAGUCAGGAUCCCUGCGUGCCUCCGCGUGUGCACGCACCCACACACAGGCGCUGUAGUGGAAGUUUUACUAACACUAGCAGUGAUGAAUCACUACAUUGAGACACACUCAUCUACAGAGAAUACACACUGUUCUUCCCUGGAUAACUGAGAAGCAUGAAACCAUUCUCUGUCUAACUGUGAUAAAAACAAGCUCAGGACUUCAUUCUGUAGAGCGAACGUGCUGUGCAGGCCCGUGUUCUCUUUGGACCCAGUCAAGUGGGAACAUGCAUCGGAGCCCUGUUUGCUGCCAUGGCCAUUCUUGUGACCUUUCCCCAGAGCCGCACCUUUACCCGCUCAUGUGAACUGUUCCCUUUCAGCUCUCAGGUAGAUGAAGCUACAUCUGCCCAGAAUGGCAGGGCAAACAUCUACUUGAAGGUGUGUUUCUUCAGGACUUCCUCAGCUGACAGGAUUUUGAUCCCUGACUAGGGCUGGAUCAUCUGUAGAGGACAGAGAGAAUAUAGCAGUAGCUAUGUUAAUGCUGAUUUUUAAAUCAGGUAACAGGGUGAAGAGCCUGGAGGAUUCUUUGCUACACAUUGACUGCACUUAUCAGUCUCAGAUUUUAACAUCCGACACUAAGCGAGGACAGCUUGCCAUGGCAAACUGUAGGGGGCUUAGUUUCAUUUUGGCGCUAGCCAGACAUAGGGUCUUGCUUUUAAUUCCUAGCUUAAGUGUAGAGGAUUGUGAGAGAGGGAGAAAGAGCCUGUGUUCUCAGCCUCCUGAGGACUUAGCAGAGUUUAAUUUUUUUUUUAAAGGAAGCCUGCACUAAAAUCCCCUAACUGAGGGGUAAAUGUAGCCCUCAGAGCUCAGCCCAAGGCAGAAUCUAAAAGCACGCUCUUUUCAAGAUCGUGUAUAAAGAGAACAAAUAAUGGGGUAUGGCCAAUUAUGAUUGUAAUUUUUGCAAAGACUGUGUCACAAAGCUGUCCAUAUUAGACAUUUUGGAGGGACCAGGAAUUUAAGACACCAAAUGAUGCAUCUCUGUAGUGUGCUGACGUCACUUUGUGAUUUGUCCUUACUCUCUGAGGGUCUGUGUCUGCACUGAGGAAGGCGGGCUCUCAUUCUGCCUGUCCAUCCCAGGCCCACCUGUGUGCUUGGUGAGGUCGAGCACAGGUAUCUGCACACCAGCUACUGAUGCCAAGAGAAGGCAUUGAGCAGGCUCUGCCUUUUGAAGGUAAUGUCGCAGGAUGAACAGGACAGCAGGGAUGCCCUCCUGUAUGUUUUGAGACUUGCCUUCUUAAAGGGUACCAUUUUGUUUUGUUUAAUAAUAAUAAGAAAAUAAAGAGAUUGUAAAACUCUACUGACUACUUGUCAGUUUCAAAAAAAAAAAUGGGUUCUUGAGAAACUGAUCAGCUUGGAUUUCUAGCAGCAUUUUCCAUUGCUGAAGUGAGAGAGCAGCCUCUGUUAGCAGAAAAUCAUUUAAGUCAGGAGUAGGGGAAAAAGAAUACCUUUAAGUUUGCUGUUAAAAAUAAUCAUAUAGAAGCAUGAGCUAUGUGUUGGAAAUGCCCUGGUUUACUCCACACACUGAAAGACAGUACCU
This is a messenger RNA of Diceros bicornis minor, 5093 nucleotides long. RefSeq names its product family with sequence similarity 13 member A (gene FAM13A). The transcript has 24 exons. The record is from RefSeq and is a predicted model, not a curated record. Gene Ontology annotation, biological process: signal transduction. NCBI's taxonomy places the organism in Eukaryota, Metazoa, Chordata, Mammalia, Perissodactyla, Rhinocerotidae. The coding region runs from base 164 to 3283 and encodes 1039 amino acids.